GCGCUGCGCCUGAGCGCCCCGUUAGCGUGCUAGUGCUCCAACCAAAGUGUUUAGACAAGUUUGUCUUGUGUAGAAAUGGCAGCUCGCAGGUAGUUGUGACCCAUCAAUAACAAAAGUUGUGUUUCUUGGAAAUCAGCGGAGCGCUUUUAAACAGAUGUACCUGCACAGGUGUUCGGCCGUAAACUGCGAGAAGUUGGAACUUUACAUGGAAUAACGUUUUUCUUCUGGGAUCAGAUCACUUUUUACUACAGGACGAGCAGCGAGAAGCCAAAAAAUGAAUAAUCUGUCUUUUGACGAUCCGUCACUGGAUAACUUGGACCCAAGUUUAUCCCUAAAUGACCCGAGCGAUAUCGACACCGCUCUGCUGAGCGACAUUGACGAUAUGCUCCAGCUCAUCCACAGCCAGGACAUGGAGUUCGGCGGCCUGUUCGACCACCCUCCGUUCCCGGGCCCUCUGGCUCCAGUGCAGGACCUUUCAGCCCUGCCUCCAUCCAGCUCACCUCCCUCUGCCCCCAGCUCACCCCCCACUACCACCACCACCACCACCUCCUCCAUCCUCAGCAGCAGCCCACAUCUGGAUGCUCUGCUGGGUCCUCCCAUCACCCGCAGCUCCCCAGCCCCUUUCACCCCACCUACUUUCAAGCAGUCCCCCCUGGCCCAGGUGACCCCCACGCCUGCUGCCCCACGCCAGCAGCCCACCCCGCUCCAGACCAGCCAGCCUAAAGCUCAGCCUGCUGCCCUUCACCCCUCCAGCCAGGCUGCCCAGGCUGCCCUUACUCCAUCACCUGCCAAGAGCCCAGUCUACAGCACCACCCAGCCGGCCCCCCAGCAACAGCAGCCACAGCCACAGCCACAGCAGCCACAGCCACAGCAGCAGCCGCCUGUUGUUACAUUCCCAAAUCAGAACGGAUACACUGUGGUCCCUCAGCAGGGCUCCCCCCAGCCCGUCCCCAGUGUUCCCAGCUCUCCACAGAACAUCCAACCAAUGACCAUCCAGGCUCAGGUCCAGAACCUUUCCACAUCACCCAUCCUCACCGCCACAUCCAGCUCCCCAGCACAGACCAUUUCCCCCCACGUUCAGCAGGUUCCUGUCUUGCUCCAACCUCAGUUCAUCAAGGCUGACUCUCUCUUACUCACGACUCUGAAGCCUGAUGCAUCAAUGGUGACCACAGUGGCGUCUCCAUGCAUCACUUCCCUGGCUACAUCCACCGCUCCGAUCCAGGGCACGUCCCUACAGGCUCUGAUGAGUGGAGGUACCAUCCUGACCACGGUUCCAGUCAUGGUGGACACAGAGAAGCUGCCCAUCAACCGUAUAGCCAUCAGUGGCAAGCCAGGUGGUCAGGUUCACAAGGGCGAGAAGCGUACGGCUCACAACGCCAUCGAGAAGCGCUAUCGCUCCUCCAUCAACGACAAGAUUAUCGAACUCAAGGAUCUGGUGGCUGGAACAGAAGCUAAGCUGAAUAAGUCAGCAGUUCUGAGGAAAGCCAUCGACUACAUUCGUUACCUGCAACAGUCCAACCAAAAACUCAAGCAGGAGAACAUGGCUCUCAAGAUGGCCAAUCAGAAGAACAAGUCUCUGAAGGACCUGGUGGCGAUGGAGGUGGAUGUGAAGAACGAGCUGCCCACUCCCCCAGCCUCCGAUGCUGGCUCCCCCCUGCCCAGCGGCCCCUUCUCUCACUGCAGCAGCGACUCAGAACCAGACAGUCCCAUGGUAGACGACAGUAAGCCGAUGACUCAAGCUGAAAGGUCUGCUGGAGGAAUGCUGGACCGUUCUCGCAUGGCUUUGUGUGCCUUCACCCUCCUCUUCCUCUCAUUUAACCCACUGGCUUCACUGAUGUGGGGGAGCAGUAGCAGCAACAGCAGAGCUGGAGAUACUGUCGGCCCCAGCCAUGUUGGAACUGGCAGGAACAUGCUGGGAAUGGAGAGUGCAGCUGAGUCAUGGGGCUGGAUGGACUGGAUGCUGCCCACUCUGUUGGUGUGGUUGCUGAAUGGCGUUCUGGUAGUUGGAGUUCUGAUCAAGCUGUUGGUUUAUGGAGAACCUGUCACUAGACCUCACUCUGAAUCCUCCGUCCUCUUCUGGAGACACCGCAAACAGGCCGACCUGGAUCUGGCACGGGGAGACUUUGCCCAGGCCUCUCAGAACUUGUGGACCUGCCUGAAAGCUCUCGGCCGACCCCUGCCCACCUCUCAGCUGGACCUUGCCUGCGCUGUGCUGUGGUCCACCCUACGUCUUUGGCUACAGAGGCUGUGGGUGGGUCGCUGGCUGGCCUGUAAGGCUGGAGGCCUUCGCGCUGAUCGCCCCCUGAAGGAUGAUGCGCGCAAGAGCUGCCGUGACGCCGCCCUGGUCUACCACCGCCUGCACCAGCUCCACAUGACAGGUAAGCUGGGUGGCAGUCACCUCUUUGCUGUCCACAUGGCCCUCAGUGCGGUGAACCUGGCCGAGUGUGCUGGCGACUGUCUGUCUGUGGCCACGCUGGCGGAGAUCUACGUCUCGGCUGCUCUGCGGGUGAAGACCAGUCUGCCUCGUCUGCUGCACAUCAGCUCUCGUGGCUUUCUGAGUCGAGCUCGCCAGGCCUGUCUCUCCCCCAGUGGCAGUGUUCCUCCUGCCAUGCAGUGGCUGUGUCACCCUCUGGGUCAUCGCUUCUUUGUGGAUGGUGAUUGGUCUGUGCGCAGCAGCCCUAAGGAGAGCAUCUACAGCCAGGCCGGGAACACAGUGGACCCUCUGGCUCAGGUGACACAGGCCUUCAGGGAGCACCUGCUGGAGAAGGCCCUGUACUGUGUGGCACAGCCCCAUGGAGACAAGACACCUAACCUGGGUCAAGGAGAGUACUCCGAUGCCCUAGAGUACCUGCAGCUGCUGACCAGUGCCUCGGAUGCAGCGGGAGCCACCACCCAGGCUUUCGCCAUCGGCUCCAACAUGGCUACUGUUACUGGCUGUGACCCUCACUCGAAAUGGUGGUCUUCGGUUGCGGUGGUGAUCAUUAACUGGCUGCAGGGGGAUGACGUGGCGGCGGAAAGAUUGUAUCCGGCAGUGGAGCACCUUCCACGCAGCCUUCAGUCCGCAGAGAGCCCCUUACCCAAAGCUUGCCUGAAUACAUUUAAAGCAGUGCGCGCCCUGCUGGCCAAACCGGAGAACAGCCAGCUCAGCCUCAGCUACUGUGAGAAAGCCAGCGGCCUGUUUAGAGACAGCCUCAACCUGGGGCCACACGGCAGGAGCAGCAGCACUUUAGAUAAGUUGGUGCAGUUGUUGCUGUGUGAUCUGCUGCUGGUAACGCGCACUAAUGUGUGGCGGGAUCAGCAGGUGUGUUCUCCAGCCACCGGUCAGCAGAGCUCUGCGUCGGCGGCCUCUCCGGCAGAGCUGCAGGGCUUCCAGCAGGACCUCAGCUCUCUGCGUAAACUCGCCCACAGCUUCAGACCCGCCAUGCGCAGGUUGUUUCUGCAUGAAGCUACAGCCAGGCUGAUGGCGGGUGCCAGCCCCACGCGCACACACCAGCUUUUGGACCGCAGUCUACGCCGUCGCGCCACACCCGGAGGCAAGAGCGGUGAGGACUUAGAAGAGUGUGAGACGCGGCCGGGUCAGCGAGAGCAGGCUGAAGCGGUCAUGCUGGCCUGCUGGUACCUCCCCCCUUCCUUUCUUUCGGCACCCGGCCAAAGAGUGGGCAUGUUGGCGGAUGCGGCUCGUACGCUGGAGAAGCUGGGGGACAAGCGCACUCUCCACGACUGCCAACAGAUGAUCAUCAAACUGGGCAGCGGAACCACGGUCACCUCCACAUAAAGCCUCAACCCCAAAAACACACAG
Messenger RNA from Astyanax mexicanus (Mexican tetra), 3799 nucleotides. RefSeq names its product sterol regulatory element binding transcription factor 1 (gene srebf1). The record is from RefSeq and is a predicted model, not a curated record. Gene Ontology annotation, molecular function: DNA-binding transcription factor activity, RNA polymerase II-specific; RNA polymerase II cis-regulatory region sequence-specific DNA binding; protein dimerization activity. The transcript is spliced from 19 exons. Gene Ontology annotation, biological process: regulation of transcription by RNA polymerase II. Lineage: Eukaryota; Metazoa; Chordata; Actinopteri; Characiformes; Acestrorhamphidae. Gene Ontology annotation, cellular component: nucleus. Bases 275 to 3775 code for a protein of 1166 amino acids.